Messenger RNA from Rhizoctonia solani, 1602 nucleotides. RefSeq names its product glycoside hydrolase family 16 protein. Gene Ontology annotation, biological process: glucan catabolic process. Gene Ontology annotation, molecular function: hydrolase activity, hydrolyzing O-glycosyl compounds. NCBI's taxonomy places the organism in Eukaryota, Fungi, Basidiomycota, Agaricomycetes, Cantharellales, Ceratobasidiaceae. The transcript has 4 exons. The record is from RefSeq and is a predicted model, not a curated record. Bases 1 to 1602 code for a protein of 533 amino acids.
AUGAAGGCGUUCACUAUUCUCGCAUUUGCCGGCAUUGCCGCGGCUCAGCUGCCAUCUUUUGCAGACUCGCUCAAUCUCGUAGACACAUUUAUGCAUGACUUGCAAAUCUCAUUUCAUGAAAUUACUGGAGACCAUCCUCGUCGUUCUUUCCAUAAGCGUACUCCCGGGAAAUUGGCCAAACGAUGCAUUCGUCGGCCAUCAGGCUACCCCGGGCCCGGAGGUAACACCACUACCACAACCCGUUCUGCUUCAGGAUCCACAUCCUCUACGCGAACAUCUACUCGUGCGUCUGGAUUACCUUCAAUUUCAAGUACAACGCUAAUCUCCUCAUCGACGCUGGCGUCGACUACUUCUGAUUUUGUUUCAACCAUUCCCACGACACGCGCAUUCCCUACGUUUUCUACUACCACAUCAAUCAUUUCUACUUCUUCCGUGCCUGUUACUUCCACUAUCUCUACUACUUCCACCACGCCCAUAUCUUCUACAUCUGCCACCUCUUUCUUCCCACUUCCCAUUCCUACUUCAACAUCUAUAGGCACUACUACACGGACCUCGUCGAGUACUAGCUCAUCGACUCGUACAUCGAGCAGCGUCCCAAGUAGCACUUCAAGUAGCACAUCAUCCGCACCCACUCCCAGUUCCACAUGGACUCUACAAACCAGGAUGGAAGGUAAUACAUUCUUUGAUGGCUGGGAAUUCUGGUCCUACCCAGAUCCAACAAACGGUAACAUUCCAUCACCUCAAAGUCCCUCUUUUACUAAGACUAUAUCGACAACAGGUGCAGUAGACUAUCAGAACCUAGAUGGCUCCUCGUCCGCUGGACUGCAUGAAAUCAACUCGGACGGACACGCCAUCAUGCGCGUCGAAACCACGCAGCAAGUUUCAGGAAACCGCAAGUCCGUGCGUCUUCACUCGCAUGUAACCUACAACGGUGGCUUGGUCAUUCUUGAUGCGGUGCACAUGCCUUAUGGCUGUGGAACGUGGCCUGCGUUCUGGUCCAACGGUCCCAACUGGCCCAAUGGCGGAGAGAUCGAUAUCGUCGAGGGCGUUAAUGAUUACCAGACCAACCAAGCUUCGUUGCAUACCAAAUCAGGAUGCACGAUUCCCCAAGAGUAUGGCUCAAGCGGGACGCUGGCUGCGAGUCUGAAUUGUGCCGCGGACGAAACAGGUAAUCAAGGAUGUGGCCAACUCAAUUCCAAGCCAAACAACUAUGGCAAGUCCUUGAACGAUAACGGAGGCGGAGUAUAUGCUAUGAAGUGGGACAGAUCCGGUAUCUCCAUCUAUUUCUUCCCUCGGGAUGAAAUUCCAUCGGACAUCGAGAACGAAGCUCCACGCCCGGACAGGUGGGGCACUCCCGUGGGGAACUGGCCGGCGCAAAGUUGCGAUCCGUUUGAGUUUAUGAGCGAUCACAUCAUGAUCUUCGAUACCACGCUUUGUGGCGAUUGGGCUGGAAAUGCAUGGCAAUCGAGUGGCAUCGCCGGGCAGGCUCGAACCUGUGCGGACAUGACGGGAUAUAACACCUGCCUUGAUUAUAUCCGCAACGAGGGAUCGAAGCUCAAGGAUGCCUUCUGGGAAGUCAAGAGCGUCAAGCUAUACACGUAA